AUGUCGGAGAGCGACCGUGCCUCGUUCGCCGCUUAUGAUGUAGAGUUUGUUGUAGAGAUUUCACCGCUCUACAUCUCUACAGCUCUACAGCGCUCUACACUCUACAUCCUCUACACCCUCUUUCAGCGUCUUCUGCCCUGCGUCGUCUGGCGACGGGUCGGCUCUGUCACCGUGCCUGGGGCCGACCUGCACAGCUACGUCUCCUCGGCGACCGGGCUGCGCGCGCUGCUCGCAAAGACGGACGAGCCGCUCUGCUCCAUGCACAUGGCCAUCGCGACUGAGGCGGACACAAACGAGUGGUCGCACAAGGACGACGGCCUGCCGCACGUGCUCGAGCACGAGACCUUCCUCGGCUCCGAGCAGUACCCGUUCAAGGGCCUUUUAGACAAGCUCGCCAACCGCUCGCUCGCCGACGGAACCAACGCGUGGACGGCGACGGACCACACGUGCUACACGCUGACGACGGCCGGGCACCGCGGGCUCCUCAACAUGCUCCCGAUCUACGCCGACCACGUCUUUUAUCCGACGCUGACGCAGGCGGGCUUCACGACGGAGAUCCACCACGUCACCGCCGAGGGCGAGGACAAGGGCGUGGUCUACUGCGAGAUGCAGGGGCGCGAGAACGACUCCUCGAGCCUGAUCGACCGCGCGGUGAUGGACCUGCUCUACCCGACGGGAGGGUACUCGGCGGAGACGGGAGGCAAGAUGGCGAAUAUCCGCCGGCUGACCAACGAGCAGGUGGCUCGCUACCACGCCGAGAAUUACCGGCCAGACAACACGCUGCUGGUCGUGUCUGGCCUGGUGGAGGAGGCGGACUUCCUCUCCGCGCUGUCUGCGCUGGAGCAGAGAGUGGUCAGCAAGCAGGCGCAGGCAGCAGUGGGCGUGGCGCCGCCCCGCCGGCCAUGGUCCAGCCCGGUCUGCUCGAUGGCGGCCUUGGGCGUCGAUGGGAUUGUGGUUUGCUCGGCGCCGCCAUCUUCGACGGAGCUGGAGGUCAAGGGGGCGGCGCGAACCAUCUCCUUCCCGACGGAAGACGAGUCUGUGGGGACCGUGUCCAUGGCGUGGCGCGGCCCCGCGUACAGCGACGCGGCGACGUGGCAGAAGCUGGCCUUGCUGCACAACUACCUCACCGACUCGGCGGCCAGCCCGCUCGCCAAGGCCUUCGUGGAGUGCGCCUCGCCGCUGUGCGGCGACGUGAGCGCCACGCACGAGGUGUUUGUGGAGGGGUACCACCAGCUCUGGUUCGAAGACGCUGAGGUGGAGACCAUCGACCAGAUCGCUCCCUCGCUCUUCCGGCACCUCGUCGCCGCCAGAGACGACUUCUCGAUGGAGCGGAUGGGGCUGUGCAUUCGGCGCAUGCGGCGCACGCACCUCUCGUCUGUCGAGAGGCACCCCACCGACACGCUAAUCGACGGGCUGACGCGGCACUUCCUGUACUACCCGACGGAGGACGACCAAGCGGCAGGCGGCCUCGCCGAGUGCUGCGACCCGCUAGCGCAGCUCCCCUCUCUCGAGGCGAUGAGCCGCGCCGACUGGCAGGCCCUCCUCAGCCUCUGGUACCUCGACCGCCCCUGUGCGGCCGUGGUGGGGCGGCCGUCGGCCGCCCUCGUCAAGGAGAUCGCCGAGAGCGAGGCGGCGCGCGUGCAGAAGCAGAGGGAGUCGCUCGGCUCGGCCAGGCUCGAGGAGCUCGGCGCCGCUCUCGACGCCGCAGUCGCCGCCAAUGGAAAGGAGAUCCCGACCGAGCUGCUGACGCGCGUGUCCAUCCCAAGCAAGAGCGACGUCCGCUCCAUCCCGAUCGUCUCUGUGCGCGGCGGAGGAGAGACGCCGUUUGCAGUCGUGCCAGGGUCCGGCGAGGGCAUGGACGCCAGCCUCACGGCGAAGCUGCUCUCGCGGCUUCCGGCGCCGGCGAGCGGCGCUCCGCUGCCGUACUGGCUGCAGGCGACGCUGGUCGACUCGCCCUUUCUCAGCGUCAAGGUUGCCCUCGACACAAGCGACGUGCCCGCGAGCUUGCGGCCGUACCUCCCGCUGCUGCUCGAGCUCUGGUUCAAGGCGCCAGCAAGGCUCGAGGACGGCUCACGGCUCAGCAAGGACGCCUUUGUCGCGGCCCUGGAAGACGACACCGUCUCCUACUCCGCCAGCUUCGGCGUCGGCGGCAAGGUGCCUCAGCUGAUCUCCGCCUCGAUCAAGCUCGAGCUCGACUCGGGCGCCGCCGACGCCACCCUCUCCAAGGGCCUAAGCUGGAUGCGGCGCGCCAUGUACCUGACCCGCUACACCACGUCCAACGUCAAGAUGACCGCGAAGCGGCUGCUGAGCGGCAUUCCGGGCACGUACCGCGACGGCGACGAGAUGAAGUCGCACGUGUACGCAUGCCUCGCGCUCGACCGCGGCCGCUCCAACGGUGCCGCCGCCUCUCCAAUGGUGCAGCAGCCCUUCCUGCAGACCCUCCUCGCGAGGCUGGCGACACCAGACGGGUCGCGCCACGUGCUCGAGAUGCUGCACUCGCUGCGCGCGCACCUCGUCGCGCCGACGCGGAUGCAAUUCCUUUUGGCUGGCCGGCUGACGGAGCUGUCGCAGCCGUACGAGGCCGUCGUCGGCGCGGGCGACUUUUGGGUGCGGCUGCGCGGCGCCGGCCUGACGUACGGAGCCUCUCUAUACAACCUUCCGGAGAGCGAGCGGCUGCAGCUCACGCUCUACCGCUGCGGCGACGCGCUGGCGGCCUACUCCGCCUCGAAGGAGAUCAUUGCCGAGUACGCGUCCGGGGCGGCGACGCUGUCGCAGGUCGACCUCGAGGGCGCAAAGUCGUCGCUCACGUACAACCUGAUCUCCAGCACGUCGAACAAGCCGGCGGCGGUCAGCGCGCAGUGGGCCGCGGGUUACACGGGCGUGCAGGCGGACUACACCGGCUGGCUGCUCUCGAAAGUGGAGGAGGUGACCGCCGCCGACGCCCUCCGCGCCCUCUCGGCCCACCUCACCCCGCUCUUCGAGGCGUCUGCCGUCCUCGUCGUCUCGUCGCCGGCCGGCAAGGCGAAGGAGCUCGCAGACUCGCUCGGGGAGGUGCACGGGAACUCCGAGCCGCUCCCCGUGCUGGCGGAGGACGAGCUCUCUUCGAAGCUCUGUGGCGGCGACGCUGCGGAUGUCUCGCCGCCGCCGGCGUAA
Molecule: messenger RNA, 3153 nt
Organism: Emiliania huxleyi CCMP1516
Lineage: Eukaryota; Haptophyta; Isochrysidales; Noelaerhabdaceae
Product: metalloprotease 1
Exons: 5
Coding region: 1-3153 (1050 amino acids)
Molecular function (GO): metal ion binding
Source: RefSeq, a predicted model, not a curated record